AUGAAAAAUUAUCGUGGAGUUAUUCUCGACCUCAUCUUUACUUCCUCUCCAGACACUAAAGUGUCUAUUGCUGAUGAUGAGAUCAUCCCACAUGAUAUGAAUCAUCAUCCACCAUUAUCUUUCGUGAUCAAUUUCCAGAAGACUUGUGCCAACUUGAACUCCUCUUCGUCAAGUUAUAACUUUAGAAAAUGUGACACUAAUUCUGUGUUUGCGUGGCUUCAAAGCUUAUCCUACCCAUCAGUCUCUCAGGUGGAAGCUGAACAACACUUUGUGACAUUCUGCAAUAGCCUUGCUGAAGUCGUCAAAAUCAACUGUCCUGUAAAGACAGUGAGAAGAUCAGCUUUUCCUGCCUGGUUUGGCUCUGAACUAGAGAGACUGGUGAUCCAGAAGAAAAUAAUGCACAAAAGGUUCAAGACAACCGGUGAGAUUUUCUUCUACGAGGAAUUUAAGUUGCUCAGGAGGCAAUGCAAAAUACUUGCGGCAGAUUCUUAUUACAGAUACACUGAAUUUCUGGAAUCUUCUAUUCCUAAUAAUAUAAAAGUAUUUUGGUCUCAUAUCAACAAUCUUAAAACGUCAACCUCACCGUCUUGUUUGAAAUACAACGGUAUUGAAGCAGAGGACCCUGUGUCACAGUGCGAACGUUUUGCAGAUUUCUUCUCGUCGGUGUAUACUAACUUGUCAUUUCCCUCUAGUACUUUCGAUCUAGACACAAACUGCAACCUAUAUAGCCUCACCUUAUCUGCUCAGGAGGUUGAAGCGAAGCUCAAUACCCUGGAUCCCAACAAGGGUAUGGGUCCUGAUCUCAUACCUCCAGCAGUAGUAAAGUACUGCAGUCCUGUUUUAGCACCUAUCCUCGCUGUAUACUUCAACUUACUGCUGAAGAAUGGCACUUAUCCAGCUAACUUAAAACUUAGUUUCAUAAUACCCAUCUACAAAUCUGGUGCUAGAACUGAAGUUACAAACUACAGGCUCAUAGCCAUUCAACCUGUGUUUGCCAAAUUAUUUGAGAGCCUUGUCCUAGAUAAGCUUGCGUUUGACCUGAAACAUACAAUAGUCAAUGAACAGCACGUGUUCCACAGUGGAAUGUCCACUGCAACAAAUCUAAUCUUACUCUAA
Molecule: messenger RNA, 1116 nt
Organism: Homalodisca vitripennis (glassy-winged sharpshooter)
Lineage: Eukaryota; Metazoa; Arthropoda; Insecta; Hemiptera; Cicadellidae
Exons: 1
Coding region: 1-1116 (371 amino acids)
Source: RefSeq, a predicted model, not a curated record